AUGGAAGAAAGAUUGGGUUCUGUAUUAGUAGUACCGUUACGUGUUAUUUACAGCAUUGACCGUGCGUCCUCCAUCCGUUGCUUAGCAAAAUCGAGACAUGCUGUGCCUGUCCAAGUCUUGAUUACAUUUGAUAAGGGAAAAAUCAUUUGUCAAGUAGAUGCCCGACAUGCUGUCGAGGCUAUUUUGAAUUGCAGCCCAGAACUCAAUUGCAAAUCGGAUCAAGAAUUCAGUGUGUAUGCCUUGGAUCAUUUAGAAGCUGAUGAACUGUUUGUUGGAUUAGGAUUCCUUUCAUCGCUGUCAUCCCAGUCUAUUCCAGGUCCUCCCAAAAAUCUUUCACCGGAAACUGUCUGGCUGAACGGAAAAGUUGUAGAGACUGGUUUACAACGCUCCCUGGAAAUUCACCUUCGUUUACAAGCCGUUCCUUCCACAACUAAUUCAAAGGUUCACAAUGAAGCUCUUCCUCCUUCUCUCAUCCUUGACAACUCCUCUUCUGACCAAUCUGACUCCGCAAGCUUCUUUGACUCUGCCUAUUCUUCUGCGAACCUGGCUACAAUUCCAAACCCCGAAUCUGAUUUGUAUCCUAGCCCCGUACCUUUAUCAUCUCGAUUUACGGAUCCUCCUUCAGAGGGCUUAGAUUUUGAUUCUAUUUAUCCCCACAGUAACAACCAAAAUGACUACUCAACAGCUCCCUUUUCAGAACCCUAUGGCAUGGAACCACCGUCAUCCAAUGUCCAUCCUGCGACAGAUCCUGUAUGUCCGUCCACUUCAAUUACAGAAUCCAUAUCCAAUGCUGUAUCCAAGAAGAAGCGUAAGCGUGAUCCGACUCCCCUUUGCACAUUCAACUCUUCUGAUUCAAACGUUCCGUCUGAACGCGAACAUGUUCAAGACUUUAUAAAAGAGCAAGUUAAAAUAGCACGUGCACGUAUAGAAAAGCGCUUGCCAACUAUACGGGGAAAAGAUCGAAUCGAGGAACAGCUUACAAAUAGUCUUCGUGAAGGAAAAAUCCCUCCUUAUUGUCAAAAUUGUGGUGCUAUAAAAACUGCAAAUUGGCGUAACGCUAAUUUCAUGAACACAACGAUCAUGCUUUGUAAUGCUUGUGGAAUUUAUUGGACUACAAGACACUCAAUGCGGCCAAGAUCCCUCUGGAGCACGUACAAAAGCUUAGAAUUGGAAAAACCUUCUGAACUAGAUUCUUUUGCUCAACUAGAAAUUGCCGUGUACAAAUUAUCUCAACAAAGAAAGCCCUUAAUUCCAGUUUUUCGUCAGCUAGAAACAGCAGGUCGUCAUUCUCCCCUUCCAAAAGUGACUUCCAAAUCCUCAGGUUCCACAACUGAAUUAAAGAACACGUCAAACAAAAUCGGGCUACAAGGAACACGGUCCGAGAAUUUACUUAAUAAUGAUUUACGACAGAUUCAGUCUUCUCCGGUUGUGAAAACGACUAACAAUAAUGUUCGAGAAUCGUCAAGAGAACCAUUAUCUGAAAUAGGCACAAACAGCACAUGGCUUGUAUUACCGUCAUCGGCGAGUGACGAUAUUCGAAGGCCCGAGCCUGAAAAAGUAAUGAGCAGUAAUCCAAAUAAAGAGAAUGAAAAUCGGCUGCCAAAGCAAUACAUGAAGCAAGUAAUCAGAAAGCCAGACGAAGAUGCAGAACCUACCCUUCCCGUUUGUGACUUGGAAAAGGAUGUAGAUGAUCAAUUGGAGAGUUUAUUUAAAACACCCCCGAAGCCGAAAAGAGCCAAACAAAGUCCAUCACCUUGGCGUUCAGAACUGUUUGUGUCCGAUUUAGGUCAAAUUAAUCUAACCCCCGAGUUUAAACCCAAAUUUGAUUUAACCAAGGCAUUGAGUGCAGCUGUGAGAUCCGAUAAUAAAGAAAAUUCACCCCACUUACCUGAAAACACGGAAACUGCUGAACUGUUUCCAGAGUUCAUGCAGUCGCCCUUGGUUGAUGCGGAUGAAAGAAGAACAGUUUCAUUAGCGACAGAUUUGGCGAUGCCGAGUAGUCCUCCAAUGGCUCCAAUUGACAGGUUUAUAUCUUAA
Molecule: messenger RNA, 2037 nt
Organism: Schizosaccharomyces osmophilus
Lineage: Eukaryota; Fungi; Ascomycota; Schizosaccharomycetes; Schizosaccharomycetales; Schizosaccharomycetaceae
Gene: ams2
Product: DNA-binding transcription factor for histone, zf-GATA-type Ams2
Exons: 3
Coding region: 1-2037 (678 amino acids)
Biological process (GO): regulation of DNA-templated transcription
Molecular function (GO): zinc ion binding; sequence-specific DNA binding
Source: RefSeq, a predicted model, not a curated record